AUGAAUCGAAUCUUAUUCGCAGGAUUUUCUUUUUUUUUACUAUUAAAUUGUAUAUUGGCAAAACCACAAUGUGCAAUGUAUGGAAAUUGUGGUAAAAAAUCAUUAUUUGGGAAAGAAUUACCAUGCGCAAUUGAUCCGACUAAUUCUUCAUUUACUACAGAGCCAAUAACAACUGAAGUCCGUGAAUUAAUUAUCGAAGUUUGUGGUGAAGAAUGGUCCGAUGUAGACUCAUUGUGCUGCUCAAAAGAUCAGAUAUUAGCUCUACAAAAGAACCUAAAAAAGGCUGGAUCUUUUAUUUCAUCAUGUCCUGCGUGUGCUAAAAAUUUUAAUAAUUUAUUCUGCGAUUUUACAUGUUCUCCAACGCAAUCUGAUUACAUGAAUAUUACAAAGACUGCUAUUUCUAAAUCGCAACUACCAGUUGUUGAUGAGCUGGACUUUUUUAUUAAUUCAACAUUAGCUUCAAUAUUUUACGACUCAUGUAAAGAUGUUAGACUAUCUUCUACAAAUGGCCAUGCGAUGGAUUUUAUUGGUGGUGGUGCAAAAAAUUACACUCAAUUUUUAAAAUUUUUAGGAGAUAAGCAUCCAUUAAUUGGUGGUUCACCUUUUCAAAUAAAUUAUAGAUAUCCCACCAUUGAUAAUGUUCCUGAAACCUUCCGUAUAUUCAAUAAUUCAGUAUAUGCUUGUAAUGAUCCACAAUAUAAAUGUGAUUGCAAUGAUUGUGAAGCUUCUUGCUCAAACUUAAAAACACUAGACGAAAAUGAUAUUACAAUUGGUAGAUGGCAUUUAACUUCGUUCAUUUUGAUUGUUAUCUAUACGUUAGUAACCAUACUUGUAUUAUUAUCAGUGUCGGUAUCUUAUAUUAAGAAUAAAAGGAAAAAUAUUAGAUUAAGAAUUCUCUCAGAAGAUCUAGAUAAUCAUUUCACUUCAUCAGAUAUUCAUGCUAAUGAUAGCUUAUUCCAACAAUAUUCAAUUGUAACAAACCCUUUGAAUAACAAAAUUGAACAAUAUUCUCAAAAGGUCACUCAUUAUGCUGCUAAAAACCCAUAUUCCAUAAUUUACUCAACGUGCUUUAUAGUGAUGCUAUGUGGUAUUUUAUUAUUGCGUUUCGAUAGAUUAGAAACUGACCCUAUAAAUUUAUGGGUAAAUAAAAAUUCACAAAUGUUUAAAGAGAAACAAUAUUUUGAAGAGACGUUUGGUCUACUUCAUAGAACUGAGCAAAUCUUUGUUGUUAACGAAACAGGUCCAAUAUUUUCAUCAUAUGAAACUAUUAAAUGGUGGUUUAAUGUAGAAAAGAGAAUUACUGAAGAAUCAUUCAAGAAUCAAUCGUUUACUUAUCAAGAUAUUUGUAUGAGAUCAAGUCCUAACUCAAGUUGUAUUAUAGAAUCUUUUACUCAAUAUUUUUCUGGUGAGAUACCUGAUAAAUAUGUUUGGAAAUCCGAAAUAAAAUCAUGUUCUUCAUCACCAGAAAAAUGCUCUCCAAAUUCGUAUCAGCCAUUAGUGAAGAAUAUUUUGUUUAGUGAUGUUGACAAUGUAUUAAAUUCACAGGCAUUUGUAGUAACAUUAUUAUUAGAUAAUCAUACUCAAUCAGCAAUUGAAUGGGAACAAGAAUUAGAAAAUUAUUUAUUAAGUACGGGUGUACCUUCAGGUGUAAGGAUCAGCUUUAACACGGAACUUUCAUUCCAAAAGGAAACAAGCUAUCCUAGUAACAUAAGCUUUUUCUUUUUGUCUUAUUUAUCAAUGUUUAUUUACUCGUUAUGGGCACUAAAAAGGAAAUCAGGUGAAACUAGAGUUAUAUUAGGACUGGCAGGAGUACUUAUCGUUGCUGCAUCAACAACUUGUGCUUCAUCGCUAUUAACUAUUCUUGGUAUAAGGUCUAAUACGAUUAUUACUAAUGUUUUAACAUGCUUAAUGCUAGCCAUUGGCUUCGAUAAUAUUAUUUUAAUUACUCGUGAAUACGAUCGUUUAUCCGAACAAUAUUCCUCUAUGGACUUAUACCAGCGUAUAGAAAAAUCAACUGAAAGAAUAUCCCCAUCUAUCAUACUAUCAUUUCUUUGCCAAUGCAGUUGUUUCUUAAUUGCCUUGUUUAUUCCUAUACCUGCGCUUCGUAGUUUUGCACUUUAUUCUGUUACUUCAUUUUCAAUUAAUUUAAUUCUCCAAUUUACAACUUUCAUAUCUGUGCUAACAUUAUAUGAAAUUAAAUGGUCUACUAUUAAAUUGAAUGUUAGUGAACAUCCAGAGCCUAUUAAAAUGUUUAAAUUAUCAAGUAUAUUACCUUGGAAGCAUUAUAUCAUGACAUUCUUCGGUGGGUGGUUUUUGUUUUCAUUGCUAUUUAUUCCUGAAAUUCAAAUAGGUCUCGACAAAGCUUCUAUUUUGCCUCACAAAUCUCAUUUGUUAAAUUAUUUUGAGGACACAUAUAAUUACUUUAAAGCUGCCCCCCCUGUUUACUUUAUUGUCAAAGACUUAGACUUAACUCAGAGAAAGAAUCAAAAGAAAGUAUGCGCAGAAUUUUCGACCUGUGAUUCUGAUUCUUUGGGUAAUAUUCUAAAGGCCGAAACCAACAAAUCAAUUAUAAUUGGUCCAGUAGCAAAUUGGCUUGACGAUUUCAUGAUGUUUUUGAAUCCUGAUUUAGAAGAGUGUUGCCAGGUGGAGAAAGGAACUCAAAACAAAUGCCCAUUGCCUAGCCAAAGUCAAGAUUGCGAAGUAUGCUAUAAAGAUAGAAAAUGGAGUUAUAAUAUGGACGGGUUCCCCGAAGGCUCAGAUUUUAUUAGAUAUUUAAAUAUAUGGUUAAACACAUCAAAUAUUCCCUGUAAACUCGGAGGUAAGGAUUUGUAUUCAAAAUUUAUUCAUAAAGAUGAUAAUCAAGUGAUAUCUUCUGUUUUUAAAACUUCACACGCUCCAGUUAGUUCCUACAAAGGAUAUCUCACAUCAUAUUUUGAUGUAAUUAGAAUUCCAGAUUUUUUUAAGGAUCUAGAUAUAUUUGCGUUUUCUCCAUCCUAUAUCUACUUUUCUCAAUAUAACAAUAUUAUUAAGUCAACUCUAGCGUUAUUAAUUACAGAGUUAUUACUAUGCACAGCAAUGAUUGCUGUGCUUUUGAAAUCACUUCGAACUUCUAUAUUAUUAUCCAUUUCUAUUAUGAUGACCUUAGUUGAUCUUGGUGCAUUCAUGAGGUUUUUCGGUAUUAUGUUAAAUUCUGUUAGUGCAAUGAACUUAGUCAUCUGCGAGGGGUUUGUAGCUGGAUUUUGCAUACAUAUCGCGAGAGCGUUCACCAAUAUUCCAAGAGGAAUGAAAAAUGAUAGAUUAGGCAGGACAAUAUUUUCACUUGACACUGUUGGUUAUUCUGUUAUACUAGGCAUUGUUUUAACUAAAAUUGUUGGUAUUUGUGUUCUUGCAUUCACAAAUUCCAAAAUGCUUGAUCUAUUCUUUUUCAAAAUGUGGCUAUUUUUUAUUAUCAUUGCUGCCUUCCAUUCUUUGAUAUUAUUCCCCACACUUCUCUCAGUAUUUGGCGGAAAAAGCUUUGUAGAUGAAUCUAUGAAUUAUGAUACUUAUGUUCCACUUAAUAUUUAA
Messenger RNA from Henningerozyma blattae CBS 6284, 3564 nucleotides. It is a transcript of the gene NCR1, whose product is annotated as sphingolipid transporter. Gene Ontology annotation, cellular component: membrane. The transcript has a single exon. Lineage: Eukaryota; Fungi; Ascomycota; Saccharomycetes; Saccharomycetales; Saccharomycetaceae. The coding region runs from base 1 to 3564 and encodes 1187 amino acids. The record is from RefSeq and is a predicted model, not a curated record.